Messenger RNA from Neogale vison (American mink), 2553 nucleotides. It is a transcript of the gene KCNS3, whose product is annotated as potassium voltage-gated channel modifier subfamily S member 3. The transcript has 3 exons. Gene Ontology annotation, cellular component: voltage-gated potassium channel complex; membrane. NCBI's taxonomy places the organism in Eukaryota, Metazoa, Chordata, Mammalia, Carnivora, Mustelidae. Gene Ontology annotation, biological process: protein homooligomerization; potassium ion transmembrane transport. The record is from RefSeq and is a predicted model, not a curated record. The coding region runs from base 611 to 2086 and encodes 491 amino acids. Gene Ontology annotation, molecular function: voltage-gated potassium channel activity; protein binding.
UGGGGGCAGUUGUCCUAUUGCGUGAUGUGGGGGCGGGAACACCGGGCGCCUAUAGCUUGGAGCAGCUGGCUCGGAGGAAUUAUUGCAAGUCUGCACAACUUAAAAAUCUGCAGUUUGGGGGCGGGAGGGGGAGCGCGGGGGUGGGUCCCCGAGCGUCCCAUUUCUCCUCCCGGCGGUUCACUGAGUUCUUGCUCACUGCAGAGGGGCCGACCAUGCCUUCCGGACCGCAGGCCGUCCUCGCUGAGGCCCCGUUCGUUCCUCAACCUCGGGCUGAAGGCAUCUCCCUGUGACCUCCUCUUCCAUCCUUCAGGAAGGAGAACCGGCUCGUCGCCGUUUCGCUCAGUGCAUGUGACUUGCUGGGUGAGAAUGAUUUCCCAGUGAUUGCUUUGGCCCCUUCAACCAGAAAACAGGAUUCUUCUCUUCUUGUGGCCACUAAAUGCCUCUGUGUACCACACACACCCGUGAGGGAAGAAGGGUGGAGCUUCUUGGAUGAUGAUGGAUGUUCUGCUGGACAGGAUGAGGGCAGAGAGUGUACCAUCGACACCACAAGGGUGCAGCGUGAACUUCCUCAUCUCCCUUCCCAUCCAGCUCCCUGCCUCCUGGGUCCACCAUGGUGUUUGGUGAAUUUUUCCAUCGCCCUGGACCAGACGAGGAACUUGUCAACUUGAACGUGGGGGGCUUUAAGCAGUCCGUCGACCAAAGCACCCUCCUGCGGUUUCCUCACACUCGACUUGGAAAGUUGCUCACCUGCCACUCGGAAGAGGCCAUUCUGGAGCUGUGUGAUGACUACAGCGUGGCCAAUAAGGAGUACUAUUUCGAUCGGAACCCCUCCUUAUUCAGAUACGUUUUGAAUUUUUAUUACACGGGGAAGCUGCACGUCAUGGAGGAGCUGUGUGUGUUCUCCUUCUGCCAGGAGAUCGAGUACUGGGGCAUCAACGAGCUUUUCAUCGAUUCCUGCUGCAGUCAUCGCUACCAGGAGCGCAAGGAGGAAAACCACGAGAAGGACUGGGACCAGAAGAGCAAUGACGUGAGUACCGACACCUCCUUUGAAGAGUCGUCUCUGUUCGAGAAGGAGCUGGAGAAGUUUGACAAGCUGCGAUUUGGUCAGCUCCGGAAGAAGAUCUGGAUUCGAAUGGAAAACCCAGCCUACUGCCUGUCCGCCAAGCUCAUUGCCAUCUCUUCCUUGAGCGUGGUGCUGGCCUCCAUUGUGGCCAUGUGUGUCCACAGCAUGUCGGAGUUCCAGAACGAGGACGGGGAGGUAGACGACCCCGUGCUGGAAGGCGUGGAGAUCGCGUGCAUCACUUGGUUCACUGGCGAGCUCGCCAUCCGGCUGGUGGCCACUCCCUGUCAAAAGAAGUUCUGGAAGAACCCUCUGAACAUAAUUGACUUCGUCUCCAUUAUCCCUUUCUAUGCCACGUUGGCUGUGGACACCAAGGAGGAGGAGAGCGAGGACAUCGAGAACAUGGGCAAAGUUGUCCAGAUCCUCAGGCUAAUGAGGAUUUUCCGAAUUCUCAAGCUUGCCCGGCACUCGGUGGGACUUCGAUCUCUCGGUGCCACACUGAGACACAGCUACCACGAAGUUGGGCUGCUGCUUCUCUUUCUCUCUGUGGGCAUUUCCAUCUUUUCUGUGCUUAUCUAUUCUGUGGAGAAGGAUGAGCACAUGUCCAGCCUCACCAGCAUUCCCAUCUGCUGGUGGUGGGCCACCAUCAGCAUGACGACCGUGGGCUAUGGAGACACCCACCCAGUCACCUUGGCAGGGAAGCUUAUCGCCAGCACGUGCAUCAUCUGUGGCAUCUUGGUGGUGGCCCUUCCUAUCACCAUCAUCUUCAACAAGUUUUCCAAGUACUACCAGAAGCAGAAGGACAUUGACGUGGACCAGUGCAGCGAGGACCCCCCAGAGAAGGGUCAUGAUCUCCCUUACUUUAACAUUAGGGAUAUUUACGCGCAGCGGAUGCACGCCUUCAUUACUAGCCUAUCUUCCGUGGGAAUUGUGGUGAGCGAUCCCGAUUCCACGGAUGCUUCGAGCAUUGAAGACAACGAGGAUAUUUAUAACGCCGCAUCCUUGGAGAACUGCACAGCAAAAUGAGCAGGGACAUUUGUGCCUGUAUUUUGCGUCCCUUCCUGAUGUUAGGUUAACACAGCUUUAUAAACCUCAAUGGGUUCGUUAAAAUCAUUUAAUUCUCAGGGUAUACCUUUCAGCCAUAGUGGGACAUUCAUUGCUCCAAAAUAAUAGAAUCUUCUUUAUUUUUCUCAGUGAAGUGAAUUAAAUGCCUUGUUAGGAAAUUUAUUUUUUACAAGAGAGAGUUGUCAUAUGCUUUUGGAAAAAAGGUAAACGGUGUGGGGUGGGAUUUGUUGCUACGGCUUACGUAUCAUUCUGUGUUUGUCACCUACUCACAUUGAGCUAACUGUAAAUUACCGACAAGUAGAAUCAAAGGCCCAGCUGACUGAAGACUACAUGCAUGUAAGAGCCACAAAAUGAGACAAUGCAUGUGAAUCCAUGUUCGUGUUCUAGACAUGGAAAUUAGGAGCCUAAUAAACUUGCCUAAUGCAGUA